AUGACUACUCCAACGCUAAGUAAAUUCUUGACACGACUCACAGAAACCAAACCAAUUACUCGUAUAAAACUAAAAGGACCUUCAACUUCUUUCAAACCAAAUCCUGCCUAUAAUAAAACCAGUGUAUUUGACAAUGAAAAAAUCAACUACACAGGAGCCAAAGACUUUUAUUCAAAACAAACAACUCCACGCUAUGCACAAGAAGUGCUUCCUGAAAAGGUCACAGAUAUAAAAGGUGUUGCAGAAGAAGCGUUUCAGGUUUUGUUUAACUCCAGAAAGAGUAGUAAAUAUCCAUAUGCUAGUUCUAACCCUUUUUUCAAACUUCAAUUUUAUCCACCUGAACAUCCAUUAGCCAAAUUCAGGAAAUCAAAUGUUGCAUUUACAUUUGCGACUUACUUUGUUAGUCUAUUCAAUAGUAACCAAUUAGAAAAAGCAUUCACUCGAUAUUCUGGAAAAUACAAGAAUCUAGUAAGUUUCCAAGUGAAACCCCUGCCUAAAUUUUCUGCAUUUGGAAGAAGUAGAACCAAAAGUGUGGCAAGACGUCUAUAUAUGGAAUUAUUAAAGGAGAAAUAUUCCGAUAGGACAAGUCAAGAACUUCAAGGAGUUUAUCACUUUAUGGUAUAUAAAGUUCCAAAGACUACUGAACAUAUUCAAGAAUUUAAACGAGAAUUAGAUCUUGCAAUUCAAAGAAUUCUAAAUGAUAGAUCUUUAAGAGCAGCGGAUUUUAGGGACUUUCACUAUGAUAGAAGGAAGUUAGAGUCUCGGGACUAUUCACCUUUCUUCCGCCCUGAGAAGGAACCAAUUCCAAGAGUUAGUUGGACACCAUUUUUAAGAAGAACACGCCGUGAUAGAUUCUAG
Hemisphaericaspora subhashii is the source of this 858-nucleotide messenger RNA. RefSeq lists its product as uncharacterized. NCBI's taxonomy places the organism in Eukaryota, Fungi, Ascomycota, Pichiomycetes, Serinales, Debaryomycetaceae. The record is from RefSeq and is a predicted model, not a curated record. The transcript has a single exon. The coding region runs from base 1 to 858 and encodes 285 amino acids.